Pelagomonas calceolata is the source of this 1077-nucleotide messenger RNA. The record is from the annotation of a GenBank genome assembly. Lineage: Eukaryota; Pelagophyceae; Pelagomonadales; Pelagomonadaceae.
CUUUGAUAUGUCGAGGAGCGGCGACGACGCCACGGCCGUCUUCGAGAUGGCCAUGGGCCGCGCGGUGUACGCGAGCCGGCCGGCCUCUGUCGCGAGCUUGAAGGCGCGCGCCAUCGCCGGCGCGUCGUCGGCGCGCGCGACGGCCGAGUUCGCCAGCACCGCGUCGGCGCCGAGCUCCAUCGCCAGGGCCGCAUCCGACGGGCACCUGAGUCCCGCGUCGACGACGACGGGCACGCCCGCCUGCUCGACGAUGACGCCGAUGCACGACGACGCGUCGAUGCCCUGGCCCGAGCCGAUCGGCGAGCCCAGGGGCAUGACCGUGGCACACCCAAUGUCCUCGAGAUGUCGACACAGGACCGGGUCCGGCGAGCAGUACGGGAGCACGGCGAAGCCCUCCUUUACGAGUUGUCUAGCCGCGGCCAGCGUCCCCACGGGGUCCGGUAGUAGGUACGUCGAGUCCGUGAUGACCUCGAGCUUCACAAAGUUGUUGUCGUCCUGGCCCAGGGUUUUUGCUACUUCUCUUCCUAGACGCGCGACCCUCACAGCGUCUUCCGCGGUCGUGCACCCGGCCGUGUUCGGCAGCAGCCAGACCUUGUUCCAGUCGAUGGACGUCUCCAGCAUGCUCGUGACGGCGCCCUCGACGCGGCGCACCGCGACGGUCACGACCUCGGCCUCGGACGCCGCGAUGGAAUCGGCCAUGUCCUGCGCGGUCUUGUACUUGCCCGUGCCCAGGAACAGGCGCGAGUUGAACGUCUUGCCGGCGAUCACGAGCUGGUCGUUGCUCGGUGGUGCCACUGUCAGUGGGCUGCGGCGCGUCGCCGUGGCCGAGAGGGCGCUGGCGGCGCUGAGCAGGCUCAGGGUGGCGAGGCGGCGCGGCAUCAUCCGUCGAGUCGUUCUGUGGCUGUCGCGGCGUACCGAUGCGAUGUUCUGGGCGCUCGUCUAGGUUAUACCGAAUUGCUCGCGGCCUGUUUUAACAGCCAGCUCUGGACUGCAGCGAGCUGGAGCCAAGAGCACAGCUCACAAACGCGGCGCAGGCGUGCCUACGCUAAUCUACACGCCCGCAGUGGUCCUCACGAC